Molecule: messenger RNA, 1300 nt
Organism: Triticum aestivum (bread wheat)
Lineage: Eukaryota; Viridiplantae; Streptophyta; Magnoliopsida; Poales; Poaceae
Product: 2-hydroxyisoflavanone dehydratase
Exons: 1
Coding region: 1-975 (324 amino acids)
Molecular function (GO): hydrolase activity
Source: RefSeq, a predicted model, not a curated record
AUGUCCGACACGGGCGCCGGCGGCGACGAGGUCAUCCACGACGCCCCCGGCUUCAUUCGCGUCUACAAGAGCGGCCGCGUCGAGCGCUUCCUGCGGAUCGACUUCGCCCCGCCCUGCACCGAUGCGGCCACCGGCGUCUCCGCAAAGGACAUCACCAUCCUCCCGGGAGCCGGCGUGUCGGCGAGAGUCUACCUCCCGCCUGCCCCCGCCGGCGGCCAGCAGGGCAAGCUCCCCGUCCUCGUAUUCUUCCAUGGUGGUGCCUUCUGCCUCGGCUCGGCGUUCGACGCCGCCGCGCACGGCCACGCCAACCAGCUCGCCGCGCGGGCCGGCGCGAUCGUCGUGUCGGUGGAGUACCGCCUCGCGCCGGAGCACCCCGUCCCCGCGCUCUACGGGGACGCCUGGGCGGCGCUCCAGUGGGUGGCCGCGCACGCGGGCGGCCAGGGCGCGGAGCCCUGGCUGACCAACCACGCGGACUUCGGGCGCGUCCACGUCGGCGGCGAGAGCGCCGGCGCCAACAUCGCGCACCACGCCGCAAUGCGUGCUGGCGCCGAGGAGCUGGGCCACGGCGUGGAGGUGAGCUCGCUCGUGCUGAUCCAUCCCUACUUCUUAGGGGGCGACAGCUCCGAGUCGGACGAGAUGGGCAUGGCGUUGCUCGACGAGCUGGUGCGGCUUUGGCCGGUGGUCUGCCCGGGGACCAGUGGGUGCGACGACCCGUGGAUCAACCCGAUGGCGGAGAGAGCGCCCAGCCUAGCCGGGCUGGGGUGCAAGCGCGCUCUGGUAUGCGUUGGGGGCAAGGACGCCAUGAGGGGAAGGGGAAGGCUGUACCCUGAGAAAUUGAUUGGGAGUGGGUGGCAAGGCGAGGUGGAAAUCUGGGAGGCGGAUGGCCAGGGUCACGGCUUCCACCUCUUCCGGCCGACAUGCGCCCAGGCGGAAGCGCAGGUCGGCGUCGUCGCUGAAUUUCUGGGCCGCAGAUGAGAUCUCCUGUUCUCCGCUCAUUCACAUGACCAAGGCAAUGUUCUUGAAUUGGCUAUUGUUGUACACUAGGAAGUUUGAGUUAUGCUUAAAACAUGCUUGUAGCUGUUCUUCAGUGGUUUUAUCUUCAGUCUAUAAGAACAAGGAGUAUAUUGUUACUACUGUCAUAUGGAGUUCAAAUUCAAACCAGCUAGUCUGCCAUUCUGUAAAAUUAUAAAUUUGUAUUUUGAAAGGGUUUAGGAUGCUAAGAUAUGAUUAUGAAGUUCUCAAAUUGCAGUAGAGCUUGCAUUCUCAAGAAUAAAAAGGGAAAUACUAGUUCGAGCCUGAA